Molecule: messenger RNA, 1638 nt
Organism: Corythoichthys intestinalis (scribbled pipefish)
Lineage: Eukaryota; Metazoa; Chordata; Actinopteri; Syngnathiformes; Syngnathidae
Gene: fblim1
Product: filamin binding LIM protein 1
Exons: 8
Coding region: 83-1126 (347 amino acids)
Biological process (GO): cell-cell adhesion
Cellular component (GO): stress fiber; focal adhesion
Molecular function (GO): filamin binding
Source: RefSeq, a predicted model, not a curated record
GUGACGGUGUAACACAGUAUGAUUGAGUUAAUGGGUGUAGACCAGUGGAACAGAGAGAACUAAAUUACUUCACAUCUCAGCUAUGGCUUCAGGAGAUUCAAACAGGAAAGUGUCCUCUGUGUUCAUCACCUUGGCAAAACCUAACCAAACCAAAGUUGAGCAACGCAGUGGGAGGCAAAAGGGCUGGGUGCAUGCAGGGCCUUCCCAAAGGACCUCAGCAUCUCGUAGCUCUGCACCUGAAGAGCCUUCCCAAAAAUCUUCGUGGUCCAAGAACAGUAUCCACUCGGGAAACAAUAUGGGAGUCCUGUGGAAAAAUGAUACUGAGGAAGUUUCAGAUGUCUUCUCACCUCCUCCUGAUUCUGAAAUGCAUUCAUAUCCCCCAGAUCCACUGCCAACACAAUCGCUUCUGGGCCAGAAUCUUGACCCACGCCCUCUGACCUCACCACAGCCACCACCUCCUAAUAAAGAGGUGGUAAAACGAGCACCAUCUAGUGGGAUGAAAAUCAAUGAACAGCCAAAUGGGACCAAAGAAAAUAAUCCCGGAGAGAGCAGAGGCUUGUGCGGUUUCUGUCAGAGACCCAUACCUUUUACCGAAGCAGCAUUAACUGCUAUGGAAAAGAUUUACCAUAAAGGCUGCUUCAGGUGCACGGCAUGCAAUAGCCCUCUGGCUGGACAAAUGUUCUACCAGAAAGCAGAAGUCCCUGAAUGUGAAGCAUGCUAUGAGAAUGGUCUUGAACGUUGCUGGUCAUGUGGCCAAAAGAUAAAAGAAAAAUUACUUCGGGCACUCCAGCGGGCUUAUCAUCCCACUUGUUUUUCAUGUGUAACAUGUAAACAGCCGCUUCAAAAUUUCAUCCAGACAGAAACUGGAGAACUCUAUUGCCCUCUGGACUAUGGCAGGAAGUUUGCUAAGACCUGCAGUGCCUGUCACAAGAUAAUCAUGGCAAGUGAUGGGAGUAUUCCAGGACACAUUGAGAGUGAUGGACGCAUCUUCCACCAAGAGUGCUACAGAUGUGAGGUUUGUCACGUCAAGUUCUCUAUGGAGAAAAAGGAGCCUGACUGCUAUUCUUUGCACGGGAAAAGGCUGUGCCUCUCUUGCAUCAAAAAACAUCAGGCGACGACAAGAUAAUAGCACUGGCCUUGGUGUCUACCAACAAACCAAAACCAAAGAACAUUUACUUAGCAGGUAUCAGGUCGAUGUAGGAAUAACUAGUGAUUCAAUAUUUUGCCAGUUGAACAAAUAACAGUGCAAUAUGUACAUCAAUUGGGUGAUAAUUUAAAUGUUGGAUGAAAACCAUCAAUGCAAUAUCUGUGAAACAGCAUAUUUUAAACAUUUUUACUACAUGCUACUAAGGUACCUUGAACAUGUGACCCAACUAAGGAUUUUUUCAGCAGGGCGUAGAAUGGGUUUUCCCAUUGGCAGUGUAUACAAUACUUGUUCUCCCCACUGUAUUUGGUAUAUGGCAAAAUGGAUUUUGCCAUGUGGCAUUUUUUUGGUAUGUGGCAAAAUGGAUUUUGCCAUGUGGCAUUUUUUGGCAUGUGGCAAAAUGAAAUUUGGCAUGUGAAAUUUUUUGGCAUGUGGCUAAAUGGAUUUUGCCAUGUAGCAUUUUUUUGGUAUGUGGCCAAAUGGAUUUUGGUAUG